AUGGAGAAAUGGAAGGAAAUCUCGUUGUCUAAGGAGGAAGAAGAGGGUGUUACGGCGGAUGUGGAAGAGAUCGGUGGUGAGGAGAUAUUCCAGAGAACGCUUGCAGGGAAGUUGUGGUCUGAUAAUAGUUUCAACUCCCGUGCCUUUAUCAGUACGAUGAUUGGAGCUUGGAAGCUCAAAAAUCCAGUCGACACACAGGAGCUUAGCAAGAACCUGUUCUUGUUUAGGUUCAGUACACGAAGGGAUCUGGAGAAUGUUCUUCGCAAUGGGCCGUGGAGUUUUGAUAGACAUCUCCUAGUGCUAUCUCGACUCUCAGGUGAGGAGCAACCAUCGGCGCUCAAAAUGCACUUUGAUAGUUUAUGGGUAAGAGUUUAUGAACUACCUCUCCUUCUGAGGACGGAAGCAAUGGCGAAGAAAUUGGGGGGGAUCUUGGGCUCCUUUGAAGAAAUGGAUCAGAGGGAUGUGAAUCGGAACGGAAGAUUUCUUCGUAUCAAGGUGUCAGUAGAUCUACAAAAACCUCUGAAAAGAGGGACUGUGGUUCGCUUCAAGGAAAAGAAUCUCAAAGUCUUUUUCAAAUAUGAGCGACUCCCUACUUUUUGCUUCGUAUGCGGGAAGCUAGGCCAUCAGCUAAAAGAUUGUGAAACGGUUGGUGAGUUGAGUGAAGAGGGUUUUGAAGAAUUGGAGGAACAAGAGUUGGCGUAUGGAACGUGGCUCCGUGCCUCCCCUCUCCCCCGCACUCAGGAAACAAGCAUCAAAAAGGAAUCCAACUCCGGUUCUUGCAGCAAAUCUCUGUUCAACAUAUCAUCGGGACAUAGUAAGGAGGAGAUUAGGAGCAAAGAGAAGAGUGAGGAGGUGGAAGUCAAUAAACCCAAGGAAGUUGAGCAGCGGCCCAGCCCUACGAAGGUGUUGAGGAUUGAGCAAAACACGUGUGAGCAGAACCCGCUUGAGAUUGAAGCAGUUGCUGAGUCCUUCAGUGCUGUAGACAUUUCAAAUGUUGGCGGCAGCAAAGACAAAAAUAAUACGAGCCAGAAGGGAAGAGGGAAGAAAUGGACACGAAGGAAUGUGAAGGGGAAGAAACCGUGGCUGACAAAAAGAAGAUUGAGAAGGAGAUGGGGAAGAGACAGUUAA
Messenger RNA from Vicia villosa (hairy vetch), 1128 nucleotides. RefSeq lists its product as uncharacterized. The record is from RefSeq and is a predicted model, not a curated record. Gene Ontology annotation, molecular function: nucleic acid binding; zinc ion binding. The transcript has a single exon. Bases 1 to 1128 code for a protein of 375 amino acids. NCBI's taxonomy places the organism in Eukaryota, Viridiplantae, Streptophyta, Magnoliopsida, Fabales, Fabaceae.